This is a messenger RNA of Drosophila serrata, 2023 nucleotides long. RefSeq names its product Y-box binding protein ypsilon schachtel (gene yps). Gene Ontology annotation, molecular function: nucleic acid binding. NCBI's taxonomy places the organism in Eukaryota, Metazoa, Arthropoda, Insecta, Diptera, Drosophilidae. The record is from RefSeq and is a predicted model, not a curated record.
UGGCUGUCAAGUUUCACUUCCGGAGCGAACAAAAUAAAAUCCAAAAAAGAAAACCCUGCGAGUGGCGAGUGUUUAAGAUCACACUCAAAAACAACAUCAGAAGUGGUAGUGGCAGUUGAGAGUGAACGCCACCGACUGCGACCGAGCGCAGCAGACACCCCGAAGAACAGCAGGGAAACGGACAAUUUGUUGCGGCACUCGCAUCCACACAACAACACCAGCAGCAGCAACAACAACGGCCUUUUGCUUUUCCCGCUUUUCGUUUUUAACCAACAACUGAGAGUGAGCGAUGGCCGAUGCUGAGAAUAAGCCGCUGGCCGCUGAACAGCAACAGCAGCAGCCGGAGCAGCAGCAGCAGCAGAGUCUGCCGGAGGAUCUGGAGCAUGAGCCGCAGGACGAGCAGCAGCUGCAGGGACAGCAGGGCAAGCCCGCUCCGCCGCCGAAGGAAGUCAUCGCCACCAAAGUCACCGGCACCGUCAAGUGGUUCAACGUGAAGAGCGGCUAUGGCUUCAUCAAUCGCAACGACACCAAAGAGGACGUCUUCGUGCACCAGAGUGCUAUUGCCCGUAACAAUCCGAAGAAGGCAGUCCGCUCGGUGGGCGAUGGUGAGGUCGUUGAGUUCGACGUAGUCAUUGGCGAGAAGGGCAAUGAGGCAGCCAAUGUGACCGGACCAUCGGGCGAGCCGGUGAGGGGCAGUCAGUUCGCUGCGGACAAGCGACGAAACUUCCGCCCCUGGAUGAAGAAGAACCGCCGCAAGGAGCCCGGCCAGGGAGACGAAGGCGACGAGCUGGCGUCGCCGGUCCAACAGCAGCAGCAACAGCCGCCGUCCGUUGACGGGCAGCCGCAGCAGCUGCAGUCUGGCCCGCGCCAACCACGCCAGAACUUCCGUCGCGGCCCGCCCGGCGGUGGACCCCCGGGUGGACCACCACGCGGUGGACCCCGAGGUCCGGGUGGCCCGGGUGGUCCUCCCGGUGGCCCACGCCGCUACAACAACUACUAUCCGCGCCAACCACGACGCGGCCUGGGCGGCGGUGAUGGCAGCAGUGCCGAACCCGGACUGGAUCAGAAUCAGGAAGGCCUGCAGCGGGGUGAAGGACAAGGACCGCGUCGGGGUGGCGGACCACCGGGUGGACCCCAGAGGCGCUUCUUCCGGCGCAAUUACAAUAAUGGACCACCGCCACCACGUCGCGAUGGCGGCGAAUAUAUUCAAGGCCAGCAGGGACCACCACGCCCUCAACAGCCACGUCCACGUCGCCAGAAUCGGAAACCGAAUGGCCCUGGCGGUGGUUUGGAACAGCAGCCGCCACAGCAGAAUGGCGCUCAAGAACUGCAAAAUACAACCACAGAGAGCACUGCUUAGGAUGGACCCAGUCGCACCGCCCGAAAUAUCAGCAGUAGCAGCAGCAUCAGAAGCGCAGCAUUCGCAACAUCAUCAAUAACAAUAAACAACAACCGCUGCAAUUUAGAAGAUGAGCAACCAAUACCAUCAGAGUUAGCUUAAAUGGGCCACCGCGUCUUUUUUUCGGUUUGUUUAUGCUUUUUGUCUUGUUUCAUAGGGUGAAAUGAAUGCAACAUCCAACAACACAGCUGUCACUUGGAAAUGUCGUAUCAAAUUCUAAACCAAUUCUAUCAUGUCUGUCGAAUUUUAUUAUAUAUGAAACACAACAGCGAUAAAAAAAUAAUAAUAAAUUUAAAUACGCCUUGGUCUUGAUAAUUAACUUAUAAUCAGCUCUCAGUCCAAAUUUAACUUAUUGUUUAUUUAAAAAUUAAUUUAUUUUGGAUAUCCUCGAACGUUGUUGUAGCGUUGUAACUCUAAGUUUCUCGUAUUAAAGAUAUGAUUAAAAAUGUAUAUCCACACACAAACCACAUCUUUUCCCAUUUAUACAUCAAUUUCAUCCGAAAGAAAGAAAGAAAACUACCAGAACAGGCGACUUAAUGUAUCAAGCAUCAAAGCAAAGCAGAAAAAAAACCACAACAAGAAUGAUGAAGAAAUGUAAUUCACAGCAAACAAACAAAAAAAAAC